ACAGGGUUCAAAGAGUUCUGUAGAAUGGUAUAGCAUAUAUAUAUAUUCUAUCGAGAAAUCUAUAGCUUUGUCAAGCAGGAAGGGUCGGACGAAUGAAAAUGUAGACAGUGAAGCGAACAGUGUGGGAGAAAGGAAAAACUUGGUGACUCGCGAAUGGGGCAUACGUUCCAUUGCUUCCACGUACAUACGUACGACGUACGUUACCAGCAUUCGUGUGUUUUUUCAUGCACAUCGCGCAUGACGCGCGCUAAGUCUUCCGAGCAGUGCUGUACGCGGCGUAUUUAUGUUCGAAAUGGUUACUCUCGGUUGUCGUUCGCUUUGUCAAUUUAUCAUUGAAUUUUGCAUUUGCCGAUACUGUACGCAGUUGCGUAUGCCCUUAAGAUCUCUACGAAAACACCACGGUCGAAAGUUGAGGCGGAGUAACCACGAAAUUAAUUGGUUCUAAUUACCGGAGACAGUUUAUAUUGCUAUUCGACUCCGUUCGAUUUCGAAUUAUUAGCGUUUUGAAUAUGUGAAUUCGAGCAGAAGUCUGCUUUAGAGGCUCUAUUAGCAGCCAUUUUCUCGAGUAUGACGGCAUGACCUUACGGGACGUUGAAUCAAGUUACCGAUGCAACGAGAUACAUUGUCGGAUCGGGAUCGGCAAUCAAUUUAUCGAUCGAUACUGAUCGUAACAUGCUGUCGAUCGAGAUUCGAUCAUGGAAUUUCGUACGGAACGCGAGUUAUUCUUAUUCGAAAUAUUCAGGUGAGUGAAAUUUAAUGGCUCGGUAUUACGCGGUAGAACGAGACGCCAUCUUUACUACCGGACCGCUAUCUAUCGAUGAUUUCGAGUUUCCUCGACAGUAGCGCCAUCUACUUCCUUUCUGCCGGGAUCGCGUAAAAGACGCGUGUUCGGAAGCUCAGUGAAACGUGACAAAAGAAACAUCUCCUGAGAAUGUUUCUCUGGUCCGUUUUGACGAUUUUCUAACGAACAAACGCGAGACACGGUCUGAUGAAGUAUAGAAAACUUUGUGCGUACCAACGAUCCAGACAAUUGGGAAUCGCGGCUGUGGAAUCGUUGCGCGUCAACUUCUGACGGCAGGCAUGCAUCGUCAAUGACUACGAUCGUACAUUCGGUUGCUACCCGAAUGUACCUUGGAUAUUCAGUAAAGAUUCUAAGCGUCGCGGAACAUGUUGUGAUAUAAACGCGGAGGCGAAACAGUGCUCCACCAUGGUUAACCUUAAAGUAUCUAAGCCUUCGAAGUAAACGGAUUCAUUCGUGUGCAUAACAUAAUGUAGAAAUAACGAAGUUAUAAUAUAUAUAUAUUACAAUAUGAAGAAAUAAAUGAACUGUUAACGAUUAUACUAAGUUGAUUCGAUAGACAAACGAACAAACAAUUGAUAAUCAUCACAGAAAGAAAUGAAAAAUCUGAGGCCUGAAAUAACCCCAAGAUUGGGCGCUUAAAGUAGUUAGUUUUGAAGUAGUUAAUUCCGUAGUCGAAACUUUAAAUGAUGAAAUUGAUGCCUCCAACUGUGCCCUAACUUUAUUUAAUAAUUAGUAAUUAUCUAAUAGUGAUGCGAAAGUAUGCCGCUGAAUUGUUUGUGAUUUAUACCAGCAUUUUCGUAAUUCGUAUUUUGAAAUUGGCGUUUUAUGCGCGGCGGGUUUUCAAUGAAUAAAGCGAGAACGAAUAGAUCAAACUGCAUCGACUAUAUAAAACAUGCGUAGAAAGAAAUAAUAGACCGACCGUAAGCGGACAAAGAUUAUUUCGAGGCUUUAUGGCCAUUCAAAGAUCCUUCUCACUCUUGGCAAAAGAUAAUUACGGUGAAAACUUUCUUCCACGACUGUACCCUAGAGGCAGGUCAGAACGACCGGAACAUCUGCCGGACAAAGGGAAUCAAGCAGUUUGUAACUAGAUACAGCCUUGGAUACAAGUGAUUUCCAGAAAAUUGCUCGUUGCAAGAGCUAAUUGUUUUUUUGUUUUUUUUUUCAUUUUUCGUAUACUCGUGACUGUGAUGAAAAGUGAUAAAUGUGAUGGUGAUGCUAAAUGAAAUGGUCGAAGGUGGAAUCUGAAAGAGGUGGAACAACUAAUCGGUAGUGUUGUAUAAAGUGAUUCUUUGAAUUCCUGUGCCUUUGCGACGGCUUGAAUUGCUACGAUUUCAUUUUCGUCGUGCAACGAUGCAAGAGCAACUGUGGACAAGUGCAGUGAUUUGAGUGAACGACACACAAAAAACAAGAUGGACGAGUACGACAAGAAGUUCGCUGAAAUGCAAAAGUAUAUUCCGUUUUUGGAAGCAAUGAUAGAGAGGUUGCAAAACGUAAAGGACAAAUCGCGGGAGGUACAGCUGCAGAAAAUGCAAAGCCUUCACGGAAUUCUGUCGAACAGCAAGAGAAAGCUGAAGAUCGACACGUUGCAACGAUGCGAAGAUGUUCUACAGAAGUUGCACAACAAAGUAGAAAAGUUUCAGGGAAAUACUCCGGGACUGCAUUUUCCGAACAAAAAAAAUAGCAAUGGCACGGUGCAGACCACAACCUCAUCCGGCGAGAAUGCCGGACAACCGCCGAAGGAAUCGCUCGAGAAGAAAGAAAAAGAGAUCCACGAGACUCCAGCUAGCCCGAGUCCUCCUGUUAGUCCCGACUCCGGUUCCCAAAUAGCGCCGAUAAUAAUUCCUACCGAGCGCAGUGUGGACUUUAUCGAUGACAGUAAACCGGCCAGUCCCGAUCCGGUCGAGACGUUGCCGACAAAAAGUCCGAUCAUCAUACCUACCGAGCGGACGAGUAGCGAUCAUCUCGGCUUGUCCUCGAAUUUGUUGGAGUGUGGUUCGACUCCACCGACCAAGAUCGCCGAAGAUGUUUCCUUCUCCGAGUGGGACAUGCUCGAGGAGAACGAGUCACAGCACACGCGAAACAAAAGUUGGCCGUCCUCGAUCGCUUCCGGUCAGGAUGUGAGCGCCACGAUUAAAAUGGUCGGUAGUCAGCUGCCGCAGAAAGUGAACGACGGAAGAAACAGCCACGCUUCCUCGAUAUCGUUGCACACUUCUCGGCACAUACCGACGAUUCCGGUCCCGUCUUUGGGCGGCUCUAGGCGGUUAACGUCGAUGCUGGAGAAGAAUCGUUUGCACGGCCUGGAUAUUCAGGUGGAGACGAGGUCGGAUUCACCGGUGAACGUGCCGGACGCCAGGUUGAAGUCGCCCGACCCAGAUAUCCUGUUUCCAAAGCGGAAAAUUACGUCUCCGCGGCAGAAGGAGGCGAGGCCGGUCUCGAAACCGCCGGCGCCGCUACUCUCGCCACCCCCAGUCUCGAAUAAACCCCCGUUGUCGAUGGAGGAUUUAGCGGAAUUGCUGAACGAGGAGACGGACAACAAGGCGGACAAGAAGGUUGUCCGGGAGAGAUCCAAAGAUGAGGAGGACAUCGACAGCGAGAGUGAGAGACGCUGGGAGGAGGUAGAUAAGCAUAUAGUUAAGUUGACGAGUAGGAAGUGUUUGUCAAAUAUACCUCCUACCGGUGGCUGCAAGGGAGCCUCGGUCGGCUCGAUGCACAACGUGGAGAAGACGACCGACGUUAGAGGUCCACCGUCUUCGCCCGUUUCGAAACCGGAGCCUCGCUAUGCCGAUAACUACGAAAGACAUCCUCGCCAGAUGCGUGACAAUCACGGUGUUAUCGAUAAAGACAAAGGUAACGUGCAUCCGCAUUGUAGGCCCGAUGAGGACGGACACGGCCUGCUUUUGCCGCAUCACACCAAGUUGGAUGAGAGAGGUCCCAUGAUGUACCAAAGACGACAAGGCAAUAUCGGUCCGGAGAUUCCGCAGCCUAGGAUCGACCCUGAGUUUCGAAUGGAUGGUCCGGAGUAUUUUAACAGGCAGAUGUCGGGUCAGGGUCACUGGGUGCCACCACCACCUCCUCCUCCUCCCCCGCUGCCACCGCCACCACCACCACCGAUGCAUGCACCGAACCCAAACGAUUUUUGCAACAAUCAGUGGCCCCCGUCUUCCAACUUUGCUGGUAUUCCGAGUUCACCCGCGCAAAGUUAUCAGCACCCCAUGGGGAUGCAUCAGGAGAUGUGGAACGUUGGAUCGGUCAGAGAACCGAUUCACGUGGAUCCGCAUCAGGUCAACGAGGGGCCAUUGAGGCCCAAUCAGUUCGCACCGAACAUGAAUGUUAGACCUAUGAUGAGCCCGAACCAUGUGCCCCGACCCGAGGACAUGCCAAGCGUAGACGUGCCCAACGUGCAGGCGAUACAGCCUUUGAUCUCGCCCACUAUGUUCCCUAUUGGUCCCCAGUACAGAAAUUUCCAGGGUGAGAACAGGCAGUACGAACAACCCUUCGAAAGACCGGUAGAGUACCCACAUCCGAGGCAACCGUGGGAUUCUCAAUCUGUCCGACCGCCAAACGACUCUUCCUACAGACCCGAUAACGAGGGCCCGUGUGUGGUCAAGGGGCCCUCUGAUGCUUCUGGGCCGUACUCCAGGCCCAGCACUCCUUGUCCUUGGAGCAGAGCCCGUGGCUCAGGCAGAGGUCGCGCCGCUUAUUACAACGAAAGGGGCAGGUCAGAUCAGAGGACUAAUUUCAAUCGUGAUGGAAGAAGACCAGAGUGGUCCAGAGAUAAUCACAGCGAAUGGGAUAGCAAUAGGUUUUCCAGGGAUAAUAGAAACAUAUCCGAACGAGAUCCUAGAGUUCGAGUGGAACACGGAGCAAUGAAUCAAAGCCCGAAUCAGUCGAGCGAUCAGUCAAGAGACAGCGGCAGCUCCGUUCGAGAUCCUCGGUUAGCCAAAGAUAAACAUUUCCCUCCUAACAAGAAUAAGGAUGUCGGUUUUAACGACAGAGAUCCUAGGAAAAGGUCGACGGCCCCACCGUUUUCAUCAUCGUUCAAAAAAGCGAAGGACAAGAACAAGUCGCCUUCUAAACCGUCCGAUGGUCAUCGUCGUUCCGACGCAGAAGUCAAUUCCAAAUCCCAAGAGAAGUUGAUCAAGGACAAGAUGCAAUCACCUCUGGAAAGUCUCUACGGGGUGAUCGACACAAAGGCCAAGUCCGCGCAAGGCUCCCUUCAAAACUUCAAGAUCCCGAAGAUCAAGCGCAACGAUUCGUUGGAGUCACCUACGUCUAGUCACAUUGCUGACGAGAUCAAGAUGACUGAUUCUUCUGUCGAGAGGCGAGAAGGUAAGGCCAAAGGUAAAAAAGACAAAGACGACAACUCGGGCGAGGUGAGCAGUAGCAGUGACGGUAACAUAAUGUGGGAAGAUUGGAGCGGCGACGGUGGUAUCGUCGCCGAGAAGAAAGAGGAAGCACCCCACAUCGAGCCUGUUGCAGAGAAGGCCGAAACGUGCGAGGAUGAACCGGACCUCGUCAUUACUACCUCUGGUAAUUCCCCCGAUAAAACUUCCGACAAAACCUCCGACAAAACCUCCGACAAAACCUCUGACAAGACCUCUGAGAAAAUCUCCGACAAAACCUCCGACAAAACCUCCGACAAAACCUCCGACAAGGCUUCCGAUACUGCUGAGAAACUGAAAAAGGAUCACGCAGAACCGGAAGGAUCUAAGCCGAAGGAGGAGGUAACGCAGGAAUGGAUCGAAGCGUUGAUCAGAAAAUCUUUCGAGUUCGGCGAAGGAAAGAAGUUCGUUGAACAGGCCAAAUUCAUGCAGAGAUUGGGAGAAGUGUUCCAAGCGAAGAAGCUGAAGAAGAUCAAGAAAAUCAUCGAGUCCGAAUCCGAGAGCAGUAGCUCGGACAAAGAAGAAGUUUCCGAGACAAAAAAGGUACGCGUGAGGAAGAAGCGGCGUGUGAUCGUCUCUGAUAGCUCGGACGACGAAUCCUUGGCCGAUGUAGGCCAAGAGAAUGUAGGUAUCUUAAGCACGUUGAAUAAGAAUUCUUCCGACGAGAAUCAGAAACUCUCUGGGAUCAAACAAGACGAGCCGUCGAACACCACGACGCCACUCGACGCGAAGCCUUCGGAACCCGAAAAAGCCAAAGAGGAAGUUACGCAGCAAGAUAAUAAACCUGAGCAGAACAUUGCCGAAGAUAAGUCGACCAAAGUAGAGCAAGAGAUUUCAGAUGUGGAAAAACUAAAAUUGAAAACUGAGACAAAAGAGGAGCCGAAGACGGAAAAGACGAAUGAAAAACUGAGCGAAAACUCGAAUGUAGAACCGAGCGAAAUAUCGAGCGAAGUAUCGAGCGAAGUACCGAACGAAAUACCGAGCAAAGUGGCGAAUGAAUCACUGAAUGAAGAAUCAAACGAGGGAAGUACCGGCAGCAAAACGCCCAAAACUAAAGCGAAGCGGAGGAACUCCUUGGAGAUGCUGCAGGAAGAUAUUAGAGAGAUGUUCAUUAGCGACGAUGUUAUCGCUGCUACGGGACAUAGAAUGUGCCGAGCGCAAAAGGAGAACCAGGUCGCCGGAGCUGCUUCUGUUCAAGUUGCACCGGCUGCCAAGAAAGACGAUUCGGUGAAAGAGGUAGUUUCGGACAGCGAAGGGUCCUCGAUAGCUUCCUGUAAGUCGAAGAAGACUGCUAAAUCCCGUACCAGUGAAGAUAUCGCCAAGGAGAGCCCCAAAGACAGCCUCAAAGACAAAGUGAAAGGUAAAUUUAAAAAGGAGACCCAGCGGGUGACCCGACAGCGAUCCAAGCAGCCUGCGCAGAGCUCUGACAGCGAAGAGGACCAACCGUUGGCCCUACGAACCGAGCGUGUUCAAGGCUGUAGCUCGUCGACUAAUCAAGACGAGGAGCCCGACACUUUGCGCAGAAGCAAACGCAUCAACAAUAAGGACACCGUUAAAGAGCCGCGCGUCGUCGUUGAAAAGACGGACAUUUCGAAAUUGGAGAGUUCAAAGGUGAUGUUCGACAGCUCAUCCGACGAGAGUUUCGGCAUAGAUGUGUCCGAGUUGACGGCGGCAGUCGACAUCUCCCUGCGCCCCGACAAAAGCAUCGAAGGAGAAACAUCCGAGAAAAAGAAAUUUGUUCAAAGCUCGUCGAGGAAGACCACGCGGAAGAAGAGCGCCGCGGUCGAAUCGGUUAGCGAGAGCAAGGACGACGCGUUGUCCGACGGAGAAAGCAUUAUUUCCGAUGUGUCGAUGUCGAGUAGCAUUGCUUCCAGUAAGAAAGUGAGUUCCCCUCCGGUGAAACCGAACACUGCUGGCAGUAAAGAGGAAUUGCUUAGUAAUAUUUUGGUAGGAUUAUAUGCGUCCAAAAACAACUCGGACAAGGACUCGAGUAUGGUGGAUAAAGAGAGCGACGCGGACAUCGACGACGACGUCAGCGAUCAGCUGUCCGUUGAGCCGAACGUCAAGAAGUUCUCGGGGAAGAAGAAGAAAAAAAAGUGUAAUUGGCAGAUGGGAAUUCUAUCGAAGAAGAAGAAAAAGAAGACCCCAACUUCCUCUUCGAAAGAGUCUGAUCUUUCUGUGAGUUCUGAACUAGAUACUUCACAGAUAACAGAGUCCUCCUCUGCAGGUUCCGUCUCCGAGACGUCGCCGCAAGUUAAAGAUAGCAGUCUCGAAGUCCACGAUACGCCGAGCACCACCGAGACGCCGAAGAGUACGACGAAAAAGAAUACAGAAACGGAGGAACCAUUCGAUGGUUUGAACAUAAAUGAAUUAAUCGAUUACGCAUGGACCGGGCAGGAGAGGUACAAGUGUCUGCUCUGUUUCUUCACCGGCAAAAACAUUGUACACCAUUACAAGCUAAAUCAUUCCGGCAAAGAGAUUCUUAUUUCAAGAUUGAAACUUGCCGAUGCUCAGCUGGCGAUCCAAGAGGCGAAAGACAACGAUGUAGAGGAUCUCCCGUCGAAGCCUCUGACCGAGGAGAUCUUCAAAUUCCAUUGCCGAUUUUGCUCCUUCUUCACGGAGGGCACCGCAAAGGUGGCUCUUGAAGCGUUUUACGAACAUUGUACCACACAUACCGGGGAGUACAGAUUCAGAUGCAACAGCUGUCCCUAUCAGGCUGUAGCAAAAUCCUCGAUGAGGACGCAUUAUUACAAGGUGUGCAGAAAAUUCAAGGUUACAUUCAACGAGGCCAUCACCGAGGAUGAGGUGCCCGAUGAGAAUCGCGUCUACGGUUAUUUAUGCUCGAGCUGUAAUUAUGUUCAGCUGAAGAAGUCGAAUUUGGAGCUUCACGUUCAACUCUGGCAUAAAGAGAACUCUGAAACGAAUAUUGUCAAAAUAAAUAUGUCUCUUGGCUCGAUAAAGAUAGAGCCUGCCUCCGGCGCUCUGACGAGUAAAAACGUGAAGGCAGAGAUGCCUCAGCCGAGUUCGGAAAGCCAGGAAGAAUCGACGUGCAACCCGGUGGCUACCAUCCAACAGGAUGAAUCGCCCAACAUCGAUGAAACCGAGGUAAAGAUUGUCAAGGAGGAUUCGGUGCGCGAAACUGAAAAGGUAAAAGAAUCGGAGGAAGUUAAAAAUGAGGACGGGGGGGAAGACCGUUCAAAAGAUCAACCAGAGUUCAAUGAAACGAAAAAACCCUCCAGCUCGGAUGCGGAUGCUAGCUUACCAACGGGCAAGCUAAGCGUGUUCGUUUGCCCACCGGAAUUGGAGAAGAAGGAAGUCGAGAUACAAUUAGAGAGAAAAAGGAAAAUGCAGGAGAUCAUUCAGAACAUUGGUAUCAAACUACAGAAGGACGCGUCCAAGAAAGGUCUUUCUAUCAUAGACAAAUUAAAAGACAAGAUGAAGACGAAUAUGGAGACGACAACCAGCGAGAAAGAAUCCGAUGUUACUUCGGAUUCGAAUCAAAUUGCUAGCACUUCCGUAGCAACGGCCAGUUUGAUAGAAUCUGAAAGCAGCGUCACAAAUUUACUUGGCUUUAAUGCGCCCGUUAUAGAAGAACCGGAAACAAAUUUAUCUUUGUCCCAAGAUUCAUUGGAACAAGAUAAGCAGUCCGAGAGUUCUAUUUCAAAGUCUCGUUCACCGAAUAUUGAAUGUGAUUCUCAGUCCGCGCCCGAAACGGAUCAAACGAACUUGAGGAUGAAAGAUCCUUUGGCAUCGUUAGGACUAAAGAAAGUCGACGAAACCGAUGCAGAAGCUAGCGAUAUUGAUAAUGCGAGAGAUACAGCUACUUUUUGCGAAUCCGAUUCCAGCAGUGAGCAGUCGGAUACAGAAUUGUCUACAGAUGUAAAUAUGAUUUUAAAGGAAACCUCCAAUAUCAACGCUUCUUCCAGAGAUCCGAUGCUUACAACUAUUCAAAGGCUGGCUGCUCAGCUUCAGGCCACAAAGCCGCUUGAAGCAAGCAAAGAAGAAAACUGUUUCAAACCUAUAGAAUCUACUGAGAAAAAGUUUGAUUUCAGUUCUAUUCCAAAGCCACCGGAUGUAGUACCCAUAGCUAAUAUUAAACGAUUUGUUGGUAAAUCAGAGCGGUUCAAUGAAAUAAUAACUGAAGCAAACGAUGGUGUCAAUCCACCGAAAAACUUCAUUAGGCUAAGACGGUUGAGUGGUGAUAUGUUGUCCGCAAUGAAUCAAUCUUUGGGUAUCCAACGAGAUGAGCCUGCCUCUAAACCUGACGAAGUUACAUCUACGAAUAAGGUGGAGGGCGUGUUAAAAUCGGAUGGAGAAGAGGAAUGUUCGUUCUUGAAGAUUGAAAAUGUGGUCAGUCUCGCACCGAGUAUUGACAAUGACAAUGCUGGAAGUCCUACUAUAAACGAUAUUAGAAAAGCGGUUGAGAUUUCUCCCAUAAAGAGCAGCAGAGGCGUUUCGCUGCUGAAGAAAUCGAAACCUAGUACACCAUUAAUUCUGAAAAAAGUGAACACUGUCACGGUGACGAAGCCGUUGGUGAAGAACAUUCAAUCUAUACGAACAGUCGGAACGGACACGUUGAAGUUGAUCCCGGUAAAGAGUCUGUCUUUGAAUCCAGUAGGUGUGACCAGCCCACAAUUGUCCAGAAACUACAUUCCGAUUGCUCCAAAGUCAGCGGUUCUGAAGGUUGAUAGCAAGUUGCAGUUUCCACUUUCGGUCAAUAAAAGCGCAGUGGUCACACCAGUGACUACACGUACCGUGACUGUAACAUCUCAAUCGUCGAACUUGAAUUACAAAAUCGUGAAGGUGCUACAAUCGCCGACUCUUCUGAAGGCCAUAGAUCCGGCGCUGAAAUUGAAAUCUUCGGAUGCUUACAACGCGAUGCUUAAAACCACUAAGUUGGCUCACUUGUACAAAUGCAUGGGACGAUUCUGUCACUUUACGACCGAUAUCCUCGAGAAAUUCCAACAGCAUUACCAACAGCACGCGUACGAGGAAGAGGGACAGAAGCCACCGUUUGAUUAUCAGAAAUGCGCCUACUGUUACAUGUCAUUGGAAGAUUGGUCACAAAUGAAGAAACACAUAGAAGAAAAACACGCCCACUGUCGUUACCAGUGCAGUUACUGUUUUUACAGAGCCAUUACAAUAUCUUACGUUCGAUUACACCAGUCUGCUUCUCACCCUGGCCUCCACGGUGUUCUUCUCGGUAAAGAGGUGGCCGAGGUGCCAACAAGGGAAACUGAGAAUAGACUCGCUUGUAUACAUCCUUACAUCUGUGAACAUGAUUGUGGUGAAAUGUUCUAUGUUCCCGAAUUGUUCAUGGCACAUUUGAAAAGUAAACAUUCGUCGAGAAAUGAGAAAUUUAAGUGUCACUUGUGUUCUGUCACAUGUUCGCAGACGGAGCAACUAAUAGCCCAUUACAAGGUGCACUGGAUUUUCAAGUAUCAAUGUCAGUACUGUUUAAGCGGCUCAGACUCACCGAGCGAUAUGCAUAAACAUUUAAGUUCGUUCCAUUGUAAUAGACUACCACAAUUCUUAGAAAGAACUAUUCCAGCUUUGCAGUCAUCUCGAGGGAAAGAAGAUCAGUUGACGUUGAGAAUAUUGGAUGACGAUGUGGACAACGAUGGAACAAAUACCAAAGAAUCGGUUACAGUGAAUGCUGUCAGCGGGUGUUCUAUCCCUGACACGUCCUUCUCCGAUUCACUGGAUGACAUUAAUAUGCUGAGCAAAGACGAGAACGAAGCGUUGAGUAAAUCGUUAUCGUCUUUAUUUGCCUCGUGUAACACGCCGACCAUAGAGUCUCCUACGCAUGAAAGAAUGUCUUCGGACAAAUCCUGUGACGCGACCACGUCACAGAAUUCUUUCGACACCAAAACCGAUCCCUUGGAUAUUAGCUUGCUGGACGCGCCUAAAUUAUUUAACAUUGUCCCCGAAAACUGCACCGAUGAAUUUAUAAACAUAAAUUUACUGGAUAAUCCUGAUUUUCUGAAAAAUACUAGUCAACGGUUCAGUAAUCUGACUAUUCGCAGACCUACGGUCGCGGAUGACAAUAAAGGUGAUGACAGUGAUAUUGAGAUCGUUGAUAUUGUGGAUUCAGAUACCAGUUCUUCCAAAACUGAUAAGAAUGAGUCCGAUUUUUGUAAAAAGGAAGACCCUGAUACACCGAAAAAAUCUAAAGCAAAAGAAACUGAAACAAAGGAGCAGUUGCCUAUCGAUAACGAGGAGUCUAACAAGUCCACAGGAAGCCUGAACGCUUCCAGCAAUACAGCGAAUAAAAAUGAUAAGCCAUUGACGUUAGAAGACAUCAAGGACACGGGUUUCACAGGAACAAAAUUAUACAAAUGCGGUUACGAGUUCUGCGAUUACGGUGCAGAAAAUGCAGCCUCCUUGAGAUCUCACGUGAGGGAGUGUCCACAAAGCGGUGAUAAUAAAAACUUGAACUGUGCCCAUUGCAGCAAGCGGUUUUUGAAAAUUGGGUUUUUAUUGGAGCAUUUGAAAGUACACGGACUGAAACGUUUCGGUUGUUCUCUGUGCAAAAUGCGAUGCACGGUUGGCUACCAAGCAAUAGCGCAUAUGAAAGCUAAGCACAGAUUUCCGGCCAGCAAAUUGGUACCAGCCGACCCGAAGAACCCAUCUGUUGAUGGUUUAUUUAUUGUGCAAGCUAUCCAAAGUCAAAGUGGAGAAAAGAGGGGAAAGAAACGUAAAAGCACAAAAACCACAGAAAAGGAAAAUGACAAGGCCACUGACAUUGAAAAGUUAUCCUUCAGUCCAGACGAAAUAGAGUCAUUGCCGCGUCAAGCUAUAUACAAUCGCGUAGUGCAGUGUGCUGUGUGCCCGUUUACAACUAAAGUAAGAACAAACAUUAUCAGACACUUGACGUUACACUUGAACGACGAGACUGUGCCGGAGAGUGGUCCCGUGAAUCCUGUACCUUGCUUGGACAAAAAGGAACGAAUGUUCGACAAAAUGGUAAAUUUAGCUAGUAGUUCCCAUCAAAAUGGACGAAUGGGCGGAAAACCGAAGGAGGCCGGCAAAAUCGACGAUGACGAAUUCAUUCCGAAAUUUGUUCCAGAACAUAAGAGGUAUGUGUGCGGUGUAGCUGAAUGUAAUUACCUGACAGUCGACGAAGCAAUGUUAAGGUGUCAUUUGAAAGCGUUGCAUUCCGAGGAACAGUAUUUUAGAUGUCCUCACUGUCCUCAACUCCAACCUGGUCAAGAAGGAUUGAAUAUAGCGAUCGAUAAGAUGGGUGUCCAUUUAAAAAUGCACGACACUAGACUCUAUAAAUGUUCCCACUGUAACCAUCAUCACUACCAUAGGCACGUGGUGGAAAGACACUUAUCCGACAAACACCCGGAGAAACGACCCUUCGUUAAAGUGAUCAGGGAGCUGGAAAGCACCGAGAACACCCAAACUCUGCAGGAAGAGAACGAAGAGGAGGUUCCGGACCCAGACGGAAACCACUGGAAAUGUAACAUUUGCGAUUAUAAAUGCGUGUAUAAAGCCGAAAUGGCGAAUCAUGCCUCAACAGUCCACGACGAAAAGUCUCAGUACAAGUGUAACUUGUGCCCCUUCAAAACAAGCGGGAAAAUCGUGUUUGAACAACAUAUUAGCAACAAACACUCGACUGAUCCUAACGUGGACUAUGAACUGAUAUAUCAGAGGAUAAAGGGCGUGAACAAGAAGAGCAGCGAGAAUGUUGAGCAAAGCGGACAGGAGGAGCCUUUUGACACAACGCCGCUUUGGAGAAGAGAUAUGCCUAGAAUCAGGCAUAUUCGUGGAAUUCUUUUGGAGGAGGAGAACGAAACAAGCGCAGAGUCUUCAACGAAACAAGGGAAGAGGAAGAGCGAAACGGAACCGCAACCAACUAAGCCAGUAAAAAUGAAACCAGGGAAAUUAGGUGUUGUGGACGACAUCAAGUCUGCGAAAGAAAAAUCGAAGAGAUUAUUGCCUUGCGACAAGGCACCUCUUGAACAAGAAACUACGCCUGAAACGCCCAAUGCGGUGGACAAGGUCAAAGACACAAAAGUCAAAACGGUCGAAGACAAUGACUCGAACGAGUCAGACACUGGUAGAUUCGGUUCUUACGGUAAAUCUGACGGUAAUAUGUACGUUUGUACCCUGUGUACACAAUUUAAAACAAAAUAUAAACACGAUAUGAGAGAUCAUCUUUAUAGGGAAUUGAAUUAUGCAAGGUGGCAUUGCAGAGAAUGUGGAUAUUUAUCGGUGAACCGUAACGCUUUGUUCAAGCAUUUCACAAAACAUCACAAUGGAGAACGUUCUCAUCACGAGCCAUUGUCGCCGGACAACGACAUCGAAGAUUGGGUUAUUACGCUACUGGCAAGGCAAACUGCUACGAUAAAAGCAUUUUUAGCAAAACAAAAUGCAAGCAGCUCGGAUACUGGAAAUAAUUCUAAAGCAUCCGUCGUUAACACUGCCGCCAAACCCACCUCUGCUAAAAGUCUUGUGAAAGCUGCAAACAUCUCAAAUAAGUCCAAUACACAGGACGGUAAAAUUCAGGAGCUCAAUCCCGAUGUACGUACAACACAGGAUGGUACUAAGGAUACAGAAGGCCUUAUUAUGGACGAAAGCCCAGCAAAAAGCGACAAAUCUGAAAUGAGUACUGCAGACGCUGAAACAAGUAAAGAUAAUAUUGUAGGCGGAACCGAGGAGGAUCGGGAGAAACCAUUGGUCUGUAAACAUUGCAAAACAACGUUCACGCGUUGGCGCGGUUUCAAAUUGCACGUGCAAUUGACUCAUUUGAAAAGAUUAGGGUUUUUGUGUCCGUAUUGCGAUCGCAGCACCAAUUCAGAAAGCUUGAUGCGCCAGCAUAUACGUUCGAAACAUCCUGGUUGUCAGGAAAAGAUUGUUCAAAAUCCGGAUGCUGGUGGGCCGGAGUUAACAGACGAAUUCUGGCAGAAAGAGUACGGUUUAGUUUUUCCGAAACGAACCAAGAAACGCAAGAGGAAGCUGAGCGAAGACAACAACGUGGAAAAUGAUAAUCAGGACCAACCCGAGACCCAAGAGAAAUGCAACAUAUGUGGCUUCGUCGCUGCCAAUCUCGCUGGUCUCAAAGGACACAUGAGAGUGCACGUCGCGUCGAAACAGACGUUGAAGUGCACCUAUUGUCCUUUCGUUGCUGCAAACAAAACCGAGCUUUGGAACCACGCAGUGAUCCAUCAGCCGAUUAAAUCAAGCGACUCAGCUGCGUUUGAAUCGUCCAGCGAAUCUGGAAGCACGAAUUUGGACAAGAAAAUUCUUGUGGACGAUUGCAGCGACGAGAUGGAGGAAGAACAGGUUUCCGACUCGAAAGAGAAUCAGCAGAGCGUAGUGCGCAAAUUAAUAAUAUCAGACAAACCGUCAGCCCAAUUAAUUUAUCCGUUCAGAUACGAAGAGAUAGAGUUGGACGAAGACUUGGAGGAAUGGCCUGCAAAACCCGAAUGUUCGAAAACAGAGACGAAGUCCUCUUAUGGACUGUAUCUGCAACAAUCGUGCAACGAUACGCAGAUGGACGCACUUGAGUCGACGCAAGAAGGCUGGAUUUGCCAGUGGUGCAAUGAACUCUGCGACUCGGAAGUGAAAAUGAAGACUCAUCAUGAGAUGUUUCACUCUCACCUGCCGCUAAAUUUCAAGAAACAACAGAAGGCUAAAGGACCCAGAGGGUAUGCGUGCCCUGAAUGCGCGUUCGCAACUACUUCCAUUAGUGUGAUGAAAAACCACGUGACAAGACAUAUAAGUUUAUUCAAGUGUAAAUAUUGCGACAAAACCUACAGUUCGCCAACCCAAGUGUCCACGCACAGCGCCGAAGAGCACUCCGGCAUGGACCUGAAAAUAGAGAGCAUACAGAAUUAUGAGUCGUUACUGGAAAAAAUGAUGAAUAAGAUCAAGUGGCAAAAGUCUACCGUCGAGGACUUCGACACUGACCAAGAGCAGCAGAUUCUGCGGAAACCGAAGAAUCAUGCGGUGGCGAAGAAAUCCACAGCUAGGUCAACAAUUCGGCCAAACCUGAUCCCUUACAAAGUAAAAGCAGUGGCUAGAAAAAGUACCAAUCCCUAUUCCAAAUACCUUUCACCUCCUAAGAUUGGCGACAGGCAACAGUCGUCGAAAAGUAAGCAAUUUUCGUAUUACGGCAUUCCCAGAAGUCCUAUCAAUCUGUCAGAAUUGAACACAUACAUGGUAGUCGGCGGUCAUCGAAUGAAGGUGAACUGUACCACUCUUUCGCAGCUGAUAAACAUUGAUCCGAAAAUAAUAUUGAAAGAUCUUAAACAUGUGACAGAUGCGGCAACUGUUAAAAAGAUAAAAUAAUUCAUAUGUAUAUAGAGAAAGUAACAGUAAUUCCUUUGGACAUCGGUAGUAUGAAAACAUAUUUAAGUUUCAAUUAUGAUUUCAGUUAAUGUAGGAUAGCUAAAUAUUUGUUUCCUGACAGUUAUUAGCAUAUCGAUCAACGAUAACCAAAGCUCGCGUAUGGUAUUAUACAUUUGUUUGUAAAACUACAUGAAUUUUUAUAAAAUUCAACCAACUGUGCCGUGUUUUAACGGAAAAAGAUAUGCGUAGGCGUAGUAUGCAUUUAUCGAUUUAAUUGAAGAUUUGAAUUUUUCUUUCUUCAAUUCAUGUGAACGAAUAUUUUCAUUACAUAAACCAAUCAAAAAUUAACUAUGUAGUAGGUAUUUCACAAACACAGAAAACAAUGAUCAUUUUUGAAAAAGGAGAAGUAAUGAAAUGAAAAGUACAUUGUAUUAUAUUCUGGUGAGCAAUCGUUAAAACUUCAUAAUUGUAUUUAGAAACAUCAGAAUUUGAAAAGUGAGAACUGUUAGUUUAGGUAAACCGAAGGAGCAAAUAUUAAAUUUAUUUAUUUUAUACAUAGACUUAUCUUAUUUUACCAGUAAUAACAUGUAAUGGAAUUACAUUUUAUCAUGUACUUACAAAGCAAACACUGUUGAAUACCGACAGGGCAGGAUACUUCGUUUUAUAAGAACAAUCCUUGUCGUAUCAAAUCUGAUAAAGAUCAAUUCUCGCGAAGCAGAAAAUUUUUUAAAACAACUAUGUCACAUCUGCGAUGUAAAUGCUAACAUGUAAAGUACAAUAUUUAUAUUAUGUUGCGAAACGUUUGUAAUAUAAUCUUACGCAAAUCAUAACUUUAAGAAUAUUUACAGGCAUUUUAAUUGAUGAUAAUUGACAAAAAUAGAAAUAUUACUUAAGUAUGUAACUGCGGAGUAUUCCAUAGACUACUAUUUAUAAACAUAAAGUUUUGCGUGUUAACAUUUACGUCGUGUGUGAUAACGUGUCGUAAGAUGCUCGUAAUGUGCGUAUGAAAUUUAUUUUUUACAAUAUAAUUUUCGUCUUCGAUUCUGCAGCAUCGAGUAUGCGAAAUAAUGAACAGAAAAUAUACAAGACUGAAGAGCGUCGUGUAAGUGACGAUAGGCUCUACGCUAAUUUGUAAAAAUUUGUAAAUACGGUGUAACAUAAAAUUUCACAUAAAUAUUUUUGAUUUUUAUAAUAAAACUGGUCAUCAUUUCUCUGACUGCACUUCUUUGUGGCAGUCCCUCGCGCGUUAAGAUAUUACGGGGAAAAAUUAAUGUUUAUACAAAUAAUUAUUUGAAUUUUUUUUAUUUCAAGUGUUGUACAAAGUUCGAGGUGAAUGUUUCUUACAUUUGAGAAUCGAAUUUGUAGUUAUUAGCAGGAAGCUUGUAACGAUUAACAAGAAAUAAAUACCCACGAUUUCUCUGCUCUUUAA
Megalopta genalis is the source of this 16912-nucleotide messenger RNA. NCBI's taxonomy places the organism in Eukaryota, Metazoa, Arthropoda, Insecta, Hymenoptera, Halictidae. The record is from RefSeq and is a predicted model, not a curated record.